Armigeres subalbatus is the source of this 1465-nucleotide messenger RNA. Its product is annotated as endothelial zinc finger protein induced by tumor necrosis factor alpha-like. The record is from RefSeq and is a predicted model, not a curated record. Gene Ontology annotation, molecular function: zinc ion binding. Gene Ontology annotation, biological process: regulation of gene expression. The coding region runs from base 100 to 1239 and encodes 379 amino acids. Gene Ontology annotation, cellular component: nucleus. The transcript is spliced from 3 exons. Lineage: Eukaryota; Metazoa; Arthropoda; Insecta; Diptera; Culicidae.
UUCGUUUAAUUUGUUCCGCACAUUAUUUAUCAGGACGCUGCUGGACUGUUUCUGUCGUUUCUAUUGAUUGAAAGUUUUAGCAACCAAAUUCUGUUAAAAAUGUCCUCUGAUAGGAUAAAAAGUAUUCAAAAGAACAACUUUAAAGUGUGUCGUUUUUGCUUAAACUCCGACGCUGACGAGUUGGAUAGUAUUUAUGACAAAAUUACGGAUGAUGUGAUGGCCCUCAAUCCGAUCAUCAAGAACGUAUUGAUGAUACUUCAGAUACAGAUACCCUCCAACGACCCAUUACCCAAACUUAUCUGUAUUGGCUGCCGUGAUUCGCUGAUUUCCGUACACCACUUUCGCAGAAACGCCCAAAAAUCGAUGACACUGCUUUUGAAAGCAAUAGAAACAAAGUCGGAUUCACCGGUCGUUGAUCGUUAUUCAGACGAGGAAUACACUACCGAUCGAGAUAAGUCACCAAUUGAAUGCGAUAGGCCGCUGAAGUCAGAUGGCGGGGAGGAUAAUGAUGAGGUUAUCAGGAUCAAAGAGGAAAACGAUGUUGCAACCACAGCGAUUUCAAUUGGUAAACUACCGGAACAAAUCAAAGAAGAAGACGAGUAUAUGGAGGAAGAUUAUUUAGAAGACGGCGGCUUUAUCCCCAUUGAGGACGGAGGCGAAAUCAUAGUCUAUAACAAACCGCCAAAAGCUCCUAGAACGCGUAAACCUCCCACUGCAAAAAUUUGUUCUGUUUGUGGUGCUAAAACUACGGCCAUGUCUGUUCACAUGCGAACUCACACCAACGACAGGCCAUUUGCGUGCAGUUUGUGCGAUCUUAAAUUUUACACAAACGGUAAGCUCAGGUGCCACUACGAUUCCGUGCAUGUCGGUGAGCGGAAGUUCAGUUGCGAGAUUUGUGGAAAAUCCUUUGUGUUGAAAAAGAAUCUCAAGGCCCAUAUAAUGUCCCAUUCGACGAAGAGGGAGCACGUUUGUGCACAAUGUUCGAAAAGUUUCCUAUUCAAAUGGUCGCUGACCGCGCACGAGCGAAUCCACACUGGCGAGCGACCCUACGUGUGUACCAGGCCGGACUGUGGUAAACGAUUCGUUACGGUAUCCAAUUUGAUUCAGCAUCAGAAAACCACCAACCACCUUAAGGAAGCACCGGAAGAAAUGUGUCCGCUGUGUGGCAAGGCGUUUCAAACGAAGGCGUCCUUAAAAGCGCAUCACACCAAGACACAUGGCUCGGAGAUGUAUUUAUAAGGCUUAGGGAUGGAAUAAUAUAAUCUUUCAAUCUUUUUUCACAAAGAUAGCAACUCCUAAGAAGCAGGGGUUAUGGGCAGGAUGAGCUCCCCAUAUUUGAACCACUAUUCUGCUAUUUGCUCUCGAAAACUCACGAACUGUUCAAAGUGUAGUCAAACUUAGCAUUGCAAAAUGUCCAACAACUUAGUAUAGGGAAAAUGUAAUAAAUAAAUUAAUGAAUCUGAAA